This is a messenger RNA of Arachis duranensis, 2154 nucleotides long. RefSeq lists its product as uncharacterized. The transcript is spliced from 4 exons. NCBI's taxonomy places the organism in Eukaryota, Viridiplantae, Streptophyta, Magnoliopsida, Fabales, Fabaceae. The record is from RefSeq and is a predicted model, not a curated record. The coding region runs from base 384 to 1922 and encodes 512 amino acids. Gene Ontology annotation, cellular component: Golgi apparatus; membrane. Gene Ontology annotation, biological process: transport.
UGAUCAUGAAGACAUGAACUACGCAAAGUUUUUUCAUUCUGCCUCUUCUCUUGUUAUUAGCGACUGAGUGUAGAAGAGUAGUAACUAGUAAGGUUCUAGAUCUCUGGUUUUACCUACAAACAUUUCGCUAUGUUGCACCUUAACUAAAUCCCUAAACUAUUUCUUAUCUUAGCAGUUAGCCCUCACUUGUUACUCGUGAGUGAUUUGUGACUUGUCCUUCAUUAAUUAAACAUCAUCAACAAAUUGAAUUAAACUAAGUUAGUAACGCUUCAUACCCACUUGCUUGUACUAACCUCAGUUACGCCGUCGUGGUGGUGGUGGCCGUGGAGGAGGCAUAAUUGAAUCCAUCAAUUGAAUCUCAUAAAAGAGUAUAGAGCUGAUUGAUGAUGGGUUUUCAGUUUGUGAGUCGCACCCACCAUAACCGUUGCUAUGGAAAUCUGAUUCCGAUUCUGAUUCUGAUUAUUCUGAUCGCACAGCAAUCGAAUGUGAAUGGCUCCAUCCACGAGUACUCGAAGGAGCCCUUCACCCACCGCUCCAAUGCAUUCUUCUUCCACGGCGGCAGCGAGGCCCUCUUCGCCUCCUCCUCCGCCUCCCAAUCCUUCAUAAAGUUCGAGAGCGUGGUCUUCACGCGCCCCAAAUUCUCCGCCGCAAAGCACGGCGACAUGCAGCAGAACACGGGCCUGGUGGAGGCCAUCGUCCUGGAAGUGAAGGAUCGCCUCCGCAUCGGCGGGUCCCACCUCAAAUCGGAGCUUAUCUGCUGCACCAAGGAGCUUUCCGAUAGCCACCUCUGCAACCUCGGCGAGGUCAUCAUCGAGAAGAAUCCCGACAACCCGGAGUUCCCGAGGCGCAUCAAGACCUUCUUCCAGGGCACCGAGGAGCAUACCGCCAUGGAGACACAAACCGUUACCGUCAACGCCACGGGAAUGUACUACCUCUACUUCAUGUUCUGCGAUCCGGAGCUGCAAGGCACCAUCAUCUCCGGCAGAACCGUGUGGCGGAACCCUAACGGUUAUUUACCGGGCAAAAUGAUCCCUCUGAUGCGAUUCUACGGGUUAAUGUCGCUGGCGUAUCUUGUGAUGGGGAUGGUUUGGUUCGCGAGAUUCGUGCAACUGUGGAAGGAUAUCAUCCAUUUGCAUUAUCAUAUCACGGCGGUGAUUGCUUUGGGGAUGUGCGAGAUGGCGGUUUGGUACUUCGAGUAUGCCAAUUUGAAUGCCACCGGGAGCAGGCCCAUGGGGAUUACGGUGUGGGCCGUAAGCUUGAGCACGGUGAAGAAGACGGUGUCGCGGCUUCUGCUGCUGGUUGUGUCCAUGGGAUAUGGUGUGGUGAGGCCCACCAUUGGAGGCAGUGGGAUGAGCUCCAAGUCCAGGAUGAUGCUUCUUGCUGUACUCUACUUUGUGGCCUCCGAGGCCCUCCUCCUUGUCGAGCAUUUGGGCAACAUUAACGACUUUUCCGGCAAUGCUAAGCUUCUUCUUGUGCUCCCUGUUGUUUGCCUCGAUUCCUGCUUCAUUCUCUGGAUCUUCUCUUCUUUGUCCAGCACCCUCGAGAAGCUGCAGAUGAGGAGAAACUUGGCUAAGCUGGACCUCUACAGAAAAUUCACAAAUACGCUUGCCGUCUCUGUCUUGCUCUCUAUUGCAUGGAUUGGCUUUGAGCUAUACUACAAUGCAACUGAUCCUCUGAGCGAGCUGUGGCAAAUAGCUUGGGUCAUUCCAGCUUUCUGGUCUUUGCUUUCUUAUGCUCUAUUGCUCGUUAUAUGCAUCCUUUGGGCUCCUUCUCGUAACCCCACUAGAUAUGCAUACAUGGAAGGAGAUGACUUUGACGAGGAGGGUAUCUCUCUGACAAGCGGCGUAGCAAAGAUGAGUGGGGACGUGAAAGGUUCUAUUGUCACAGAUCGAGAAGAUAUUGAGGAAGAUAAGCGAGAAUGAUGUUUUUAACUUGUAUAGUGAUGGAAGUGUUGCUUACGAGAGACAGAGAGGGAGAGUUGUAUCAUAUAGAAAGACUCGGAGACAAAGACGUGCAUAUAUAAACGUGGUUUUGUACGUAGAAGAAUAUUUCACUUGGUAACAUGAGCAAGAGUUAGGCAGCACCGUUAAAUCAAACAUACCAUUUGCUACUGACUACUGAAUGAAAUUAAGAUCAUCUUUAGUUUUAGUUUCA